Parnassius mnemosyne (clouded apollo) is the source of this 480-nucleotide messenger RNA. Lineage: Eukaryota; Metazoa; Arthropoda; Insecta; Lepidoptera; Papilionidae. The record is from the annotation of a GenBank genome assembly.
AUGACGGAUGCAGAAAGCCGCAUAAGGAUAAGAAGGGGUAUCUUCCAGGGCAAUCGUUUGAGUCCAAUCUGGUUUUGCCUCUCCCUAAACCCUCUCAGUACCUUACUGGAGGACUCCGGGAGAGGGGAUUUCAGUAUCACUUGUGAUUAUAGUAAUUCUAUUAGAAUAGAGCUGGGGACGGAUAAGUGUGCGGUCUUCCAUGUUGAAAAGGGAAGGGUUGCUAACUCUGAGGGCAUAGACUUAUCUAUGCCCAUCAACAUAAGGACACUUUCCGAGGCUGAAAGAUACCGAUACCUGGGUAUGUCACAGAACAUCGGUGUAGAUGAGGUGGACUCAGACCGAACUGAACGCUCUGGACAGAAAAGUCCGCACUAUUAUGAUGUCCCACAGGAGGCAUCAUCCGAGAUCGUUAGUAAUGAGGCUGUACUUGCCGCGGAAGCAUGGUGGGCGCGGAUUUUCAAGCGCACUUACCAUGCAUAA